AUGUCUUCACAAGAUUACGUGAAAGACGACCACCCAGACCAGAUCAUACCCAGCAAAACUCGGAGGCAGACAUGGUCCGAUCGAAGACGAGCACUCGUCAAGGCCUUCACCACACGAGAAGGCCUUAUCGGCAACUACGACUAUGCAUUUCUCUUCACCCCGAAUGUACCAUUUAUGAAGCGAUCACGACGAGCAGCGCCUUUCUUCGGGCUCAAUGAUCACAUGCCAGUCUUCCUCGCCCUACUUCUUGGACUUCAGCAUGCUUUGGCCAUGCUGGCAGGCAUUAUCGCUCCUCCUAUCAUUCUUUCUGGAGCAGCAAAUUUUGAGCCAGAGGUCCAGAACUAUCUUGUCAGCACAGCACUCAUUGUUUGUGCAAUAUUAUCAUCGAUACAAAUUUCUAGAUUCCACAUAUGGAGGACACCUUACUACCUCGGGACUGGUUUGAUAUCGGUGGUCGGAGUCUCCUUUUCAACAAUCCCAGUCGCGACAGGAGCUCUGUCGCAAAUGUACCAGACUGGUUAUUGUCCUACUGCGGCAGACGGAACGCAGCUACCUUGUCCUCGUGGAUAUGGAGCGAUUCUAGGCACGCAAUGUAUCUGCGCGCUUCUGGAAGUUGGUCUCUCAUUCAUGCCGCCGAAAUGGUUGAAGAAGAUCUUUCCACCACUGGUUACUGGUCCGACUGUGCUUCUCAUCGGUGUUGCGCUUAUCCGUACUGGAAUGACCAACUGGGCAGGCGGUACAGGUGACUGCUCAUCGCGACCUGAAAGUGGUCUUAACCAGCUGUGUCCAACGAUCAACGCGCCACAUCCUUUGCCAUGGGGAAGUGCUGAGUUUAUCGGGCUAGGCUUUCUGGUGUUCGUAACGAUCAUUUUGUGCGAGAGAUUUGGAGCACCGAUCAUGAAGAGUUGCUCGGUCGUGCUCGGACUGCUGGUUGGUUGCAUUGUCGCUGCGGCAUGUGGCUACUUCGAUCGAUCUGGCAUCGAUGCUGCUCCAGUCGCAAGCUUCAUCUGGGUGCACACGUUCCCUCUCUCAGUCUACGGGCCUCUUGUGCUCCCACUGCUGGCAGUGUACAUCGUGCUCACUAUGGAGGCGAUCGGAGACGUGACAGCAACGUGCGAUGUAUCGCGGCUCCAGGUCGACGGGCCCAUGUUCGAUAGCCGCAUUCAAGGCGGUGUACUUGCCGAUGGGAUCAAUGGUCUUCUUGCUGGUCUGUGCACAAUCACUCCCAUGUCUGUGUUCGCACAGAACAACGGCGUGAUAGCUCUCACACGAUGCGCGAACAGAAAGGCCGGUUAUGCUUGCUGCUUGUGGCUUCUCAUCAUGGGCAUCUUUGCCAAAUUCGCGGCAGCUCUCGUCUCGAUCCCCAGCUCUGUUCUCGGCGGCAUGACUACAUUCCUGUUUUCUGCAGUGGCCGCAGCUGGUGUACGUAUCAUGUCAACAAUGCCCUGGACGAGACGAAACCGCUUCAUUUUGACAGCGGCAUUCACUCUCGGCUUCGGUGCUACAUUGGUGCCAGAAUGGUUCUCCUACGUAUUCACCUAUUCCGGUGACAAUCGAGCGCUGCUUGGCUUCUUCAAUGCAAUCUCGCUCGUCAUGGAGACAGGCUUCGCCAUUGCAGCUUUCGUGUCUUUGAUUCUCAAUUUGGCUUUGCCAGAAGAAGACGAGGAUAUGGAAACCCCUGAGCUCACAGCAAAUACUGCUGACGAGCAGGACGAUCGAGAAGAAUGGGACAGGAUACAAGGCGCAAAGACGGCGUCUGGGACGAAGGCAUGA
Molecule: messenger RNA, 1773 nt
Organism: Cercospora beticola
Lineage: Eukaryota; Fungi; Ascomycota; Dothideomycetes; Mycosphaerellales; Mycosphaerellaceae
Product: nucleobase:cation symporter-2 family protein
Biological process (GO): transmembrane transport; xanthine transport
Cellular component (GO): fungal-type vacuole; plasma membrane
Molecular function (GO): xanthine transmembrane transporter activity
Source: RefSeq, a predicted model, not a curated record